UGGGCAGGUCCGCGCACGCGCCCCAUAGGGGUGUUCCGGAAACGGUGUUCUGAGAAAUGAGAUGGAGAAGUACGAGCGGAUCCGAGUGGUGGGGAGAGGUGCCUUCGGGAUUGUGCACUUGUGCCUCCGUAAAGCUGACCAGAAGCUAGUGAUCAUCAAGCAAAUCCCAGUGGAGCAGAUGACCAAGGAAGAGCGGCAAGCAGCCCAGAAUGAGUGUCAGGUGCUCAAGCUGCUAAAUCACCCCAAUGUCAUUGAGUACUAUGAGAACUUCCUAGAGGACAAGGCCCUCAUGAUUGCCAUGGAAUAUGCACCAGGUGGUACCCUAGCCGAGUUCAUCCAAAAGCGCUGCAAUUCCCUGCUGGAGGAAGAGACCAUCCUGCACUUUUUUGUGCAGAUUCUGCUUGCCUUGCAUCACGUGCAUACCCAUCUCAUCCUGCAUCGGGACCUCAAGACCCAGAACAUCCUUCUUGACAAACAUCGCAUGGUUGUCAAGAUUGGCGACUUUGGCAUCUCCAAGAUCCUUAGCAGCAAGAGCAAGGCCUACACGGUGGUAGGUACUCCAUGCUAUAUUUCCCCUGAGCUGUGUGAGGGCAAGCCCUACAACCAGAAGAGCGACAUCUGGGCCUUGGGCUGUGUCCUCUAUGAGCUGGCCAGCCUCAAGAGGGCCUUUGAGGCUGCAAACCUGCCAGCGCUAGUGUUAAAGAUCAUGAGCGGCACCUUUGCGCCCAUCUCUGACCGGUACAGCCCUGAGCUACGCCAGCUUGUCCUGAGUCUGCUCAGCCUGGAGCCUGCACAUCGGCCACCACUGAGCCACAUCAUGGCACAGCCCCUCUGCAUCCGAGCCCUACUUAACCUGCACACCGAUGUGGGCAGCAUCCGCAUGAGGAGAGCAGAGAAAUCCCUGGCCCCAGGAACACCCAUGGCCCCGGGCAGCACAGGGAACAGAACCACUAGUACCCGCUGCAGGGGUAUCCCCCGGGGGCCUGUGAGGCCGGCCAUCCCACCACCACUAUCAUCCGUGUACACAUGGGGUGGCGGGCUCAGCACCCCACUGAAGCUGCCGAUGCUUAACACAGAGGUGGUUCAGGUGGCCACUGGGCGCACGCAGAAGGCCGGGAUCACACGUUCUGGGCGCCUAAUCCUGUGGGAGGCCCCACCCGUAGGUGCCCUUGGAAAUGCCCUCCUCCCAGGGGCAGUGGAGCAGCCUCAGCCUCAGUUCAUCUCCCGUUUCCUGGAGGGCCAGUCAGGUGUGACUAUCAAGCAUGUGGCCUGCGGGGACCUCUUCACAGCCUGUUUGACUGACCGAGGCAUCAUCAUGACCUUUGGCAGUGGCAGCAAUGGGUGCUUAGGCCAUGGCAGCCUCACUGAUAUCAGCCAGCCCACCAUAGUGGAGGCCCUGCUUGGCUAUGAGAUGGUACAAGUGGCCUGUGGUGCCUCCCAUGUGCUGGCCCUGUCCACUGAGCGAGAACUGUUUGCCUGGGGCCGUGGAGAUGGUGGCAGGCUGGGACUAGGCACCAGGGAGUCCCAUAGCUGUCCUCAGCAGGUGCUGGUUCCCUUAGGACAGGAAGCCCAGCGGGUUGUAUGUGGCAUCGACUCUUCCAUGAUCCUCACCGUGCCUGGCAGAGCCCUGGCCUGUGGGAGCAAUAGGUUCAAUAAGCUGGGCCUAGACCAUCACUCCCUUGGAGAGGAGUCUGUACCCCACCAGCAAGUAGAGGAAGCCCUGACCUUUACUCCAUUAGGCUCUGCACCCCUGGAUCGGGAGCCCCUGUUGAGUGUUGACCUAGGUACUGCUCAUUCAGCUGCUGUGACUGCCUCAGGUGACUGCUACACUUUUGGCAGCAAUCAGCAUGGGCAGUUGGGUACUAAUGCCCGCCGGGGCAGCCGGGCACCAUGUCGAGUCCAGGGCCUUGAGGGCAUCAAGAUGGUGACAGUGGCCUGUGGAGAUGCCUUCACAGUAGCCAUUGGUGCAGAGGGUGAAGUUUACUCUUGGGGCAAAGGAGCCAGAGGACGACUAGGAAGGAAGGAUGAAGAUGCUGGGCUCCCUCGGCCAGUGCAGCUGGAUGAGACACACCCUUACACAGUGACGUCUGUGUCCUGUUGCCAUGGAAACACUCUCCUGGCUAUUCGACGUGAGUUAUCUUUUCCCACCUUAUACACAUAAGUGUUAACCCAACUGUCCUCUCCCCACAAACCUAUCCCCUGCAGUUAUACCACAAGCCCCCAGGAUAAAUGAAAGCAGAAGCUUCCAGGUAAAACUCCGAGCUUUCUGCUUGGGUGGACAAGGGCUGGGUUUUUGAGCCUCAAUGAAAGGGCUCCCUCCACUGCUCCCCAGAGCUCACAUGCAUUCUUUCUCCUCCUACACCCUGGGUCAAGUUGAUGUUGAACAUCCAUUGCUGGCCCUGGACAUUCCAAGGCCCAAUAGGAGUGGAGGUGGAUGCAAUGCUAGCUGGAGGCACUGCCCUCAGGGAAGCUGCAGGGAUUUCUCUUUAAUACUCUCCAGCAGUCACAGAUGAGCCAGUCCCCCCUUGAGGCACCGGGACACCUCUGGACCACCCUGAUAUUGCUUCUCUUCUGAGUAUUCUGAAAAGUUUAGGUGCCUAAGGCAUGACUUCCCACCAGCCUUCUGGAUUGUGAUAUCAUCAGGAUGGAAGUGACAGUGAAGGCCUGCUCUGCUUUUGACCCUAGAUAGGGAAACCUCAGCCACCUCUGUUCCCCAGCAUCUCCUUUCCCUCUUUCCUUAUUCACUAUUCAUAGUGGUCCAGCCUCACUGGAGUUGGCAGCCAGACCUAGUCUUUGGAAGCAGGGUGAUCUUCAAAGCCAUCCCUAAAAAAGCCACCCCUAUGGCUCU
Messenger RNA from Marmota flaviventris (yellow-bellied marmot), 2848 nucleotides. It is a transcript of the gene Nek8, whose product is annotated as NIMA related kinase 8. Gene Ontology annotation, molecular function: ATP binding; protein kinase activity. NCBI's taxonomy places the organism in Eukaryota, Metazoa, Chordata, Mammalia, Rodentia, Sciuridae. Gene Ontology annotation, cellular component: cilium. Gene Ontology annotation, biological process: protein phosphorylation; animal organ morphogenesis. The record is from RefSeq and is a predicted model, not a curated record.